Molecule: messenger RNA, 2117 nt
Organism: Coffea eugenioides
Lineage: Eukaryota; Viridiplantae; Streptophyta; Magnoliopsida; Gentianales; Rubiaceae
Product: protein disulfide isomerase-like 1-3
Exons: 12
Coding region: 118-1857 (579 amino acids)
Biological process (GO): response to endoplasmic reticulum stress; protein folding
Cellular component (GO): endoplasmic reticulum
Molecular function (GO): protein disulfide isomerase activity
Source: RefSeq, a predicted model, not a curated record
CAAAUGAGAAAUCUCUUGUAGAGUUGUAGUACUACAAUAUAAUUCACUGCUCCCACCCUCACAGUCACAGUCUCUCAGUCUCCGUCCCCAUCAAAAUUUUCAAAAUUCUCCCCAACAAUGGCUGUCAAAUCAGCUCUGGUUUUCUCAAUUCUCCUUCUUCUCUUCGUUAGCGUUCUAACAACGUCGUUUGCUUCAGAAACGGUGGAGAAAGGAAAAGGCUCUGAAGUAGAAGAAGAUGAGGAUCUCAGUUUUCUGGAAGAAGACGACGCCGCUUCGUCGUCCCAUCACGAUCCCUAUGCUCAGUACCACAACUACGAGAACUACGACGAUCUCGAAGACAACGAUUCAGGUGCUGCCGAGGACGGCGGUUACGACGCGUACACGCCUCCUGCGGUUGACGAGGCGGACGUCGUGGUGUUAAAGGAGUCCAAUUUCAGUGAUUUUAUAGCGAAGAAUAAGUACGUCAUGGUGGAGUUUUACGCGCCUUGGUGCGGUCAUUGCCAGGCUCUGGCGCCGGAGUACGCAGCCGCGGCAACGGAGCUGAAGAAGGAGGAGGAGAAGGUGGUGCUGGCUAAGGUGGAUGCUACAGAGGAGAGCGAUUUAGGGCAGAAGUAUGAUAUUCAGGGCUUUCCUACAGUUUACUUCUUCGUCGACGGCAUUCACACACUUUACCCCGGUCAACGUACCAAAGAAGCUAUUGUGACUUGGGUGAAGAAGAAGAUUGGCCCUGGUUUAAACAACAUUACAACAGUCGAGGAAGCAGAACAAAUCUUGGCUACUGAGUCAAAGUUGGUUUUGGGAUUUUUGGAUGCCUUUGUGGGUGCAGCCAGUGAAGAAUUAGCUGCAGCUUCAAAACUUGAAGAGGAUGUCAAUUUCUACCAGACUACCAGCUCUGACGUAGCAAAACUUUUCCAAAUUGAUCCCCAAGUCAAGCGCCCAGCUUUGGUGAUCAUCAAGAAAGAGGAUGAAAAAAUAAAUCACUUCAGUGGUCAGUUUACUAAAUCAGCAAUAAGUGAAUUUGUUUACAAGAAUAAGCUUCCCCUGGUCACAAACUUUACUCGGGAUAGUGCCCCACUGAUAUUUGAGAAUCCAAUCAAGAAUCAGUUGUUACUUUUUGCAACUGCAAAUGAUUCAGAGAAGUUCCUACCCACAUUCCAAGAGGCUGCAAAAGCUUUUAAAGGAAAGCUUCUAUGUGUUUACGUAGAAAUGGACAACGAGGAUGUUGGGAAGCCUGUUUCGGACUAUUUUGGUGUGCAAGGAGAUGCACCAAGAGUUCUCGCAUACACAGGAAAUGAGGAUGCCAGGAAAUUUUUAUUGGAAGGUGAUUUGACUCUAAGCAACAUUAAGUUAUUCGGGGAGAAGUUCUUGGAAGACGAUCUUAAGCCUUUCUACAAAUCAGAUCCAGUUCCAGAAAAAAAUGAUGGGGAUGUCAAAAUUGUGGUUGGCAAGAACUUUGAUGAAAUUGUUCUCGACGAGUCCAAAGAUGUUCUUUUAGAGAUAUACGCUCCCUGGUGUGGGCAUUGCCAAACACUCGAGCCUAUCUAUAACAAGCUUGGCAAACAUUUGAGGGGCAUUGACUCGCUUGUUAUUGCCAAGAUGGAUGGGACUACAAAUGAGCACCACAGGGCGAAGGCUGAUGGGUUCCCUACUCUUCUUUUCUUCCCGGCUGGCAAUAAGAGCUUCGAUCCAAUUACAGUUGAUACAGAUCGUACUGUGGUGGCUUUCUACAAGUUCCUAAAGAAGCACGCAACCAAUCCUUUCAAGCUUCAGAAGCCAGCCUUAUCUACCCAACCUAAGGGUUCUGAUGCCACCACAAGUGACGACAGUAGCAGUAAAGAUCUCAAAGAUGAACUUUAAGGUUUCGUACAUGAGUUUGGUUUGCUGAAGAGGAUACAAUAUCAUGGCAAUGUAGAGCAGAAGAUUAGAGAAAGAAGAUGGAAAAGGCACAUGUAAGUCCUUUUAUUAAUGAAGACUAAAAUUUUGUACCUUAUCCUAAUUUUAAAAAUUUUGUCUACAAAUGUUUAUUCUGUACCAUAACAGACGUGAUAAUGUUUCCAAACAUUAUACGAUCUCAUCUGGCUUAGGAUGAGGCGAAAAUCGCAUCCCCGUCACAGCAA